GAUCCACACACAUUGCAACCCAACAAAAUCUCUCCUUCUUAAUCAUGAUUCCAACACUUGAAACAAUGUUCCAAAGCACCUUCUCUUUUUCUUCUUCUUCUUCUUACUCUUGGUCCCUCAUCACUCUUUUCCUCUCAACGCUACUCACUGCUCUUGCUAUCUCCUUCAACUACUGGCUUGUCCCGGGGGGGUUCGCAUGGAGAAAACAUCAGAACCAUUACAAACACCAUGCAAAACCUCCCGGCCCAAUGGGCUGGCCCGUGUUAGGGACCCUGCCUGAAAUGGGCUCUCUGGCCCAUGCAAAACUUGCUUCCAUGGCCACUUCGCUGAAAGCAAAGAGGCUCAUGGCACUCAGUCUUGGAACCAACCGGGUUGUUAUCAGCAGCCACCCGGAGACCGCGAGAGAAAUUCUUUGCGGGUCAGGCUUCUCGGACCGACCCGUUAAAGAAUCGGCCCGAACGCUGAUGUUUGAGCGGGCCAUCGGAUUUGCUCCGUAUGGGACAUACUGGCGCCACCUCCGUAAGGUGGCGGCCACGCACAUGUUCUCUCCGAGGAAAAUCUCCGAUCUGGAGAGCCUCCGGCAAAGAGUGGCGGCUGAUAUGGUGAGGAAAACGUGGACGGAGAUGGAGACGAAAGGGGUGGUGGAGGUUCGAGGGAUAUUACAUGAAGCGUCUCUGAGAACCAUGUUGGAGAGUGUUUUUGGAAUCAAUGAUAAUGGUAUAGAAUCAAAAAGAGAAGAGGUGUUGGGAGAUAUGAUCAAGGAAGGGUAUGAGUUGAUUGCAACGUUUAACUGGGAAGACUAUUUCCCCUUCAGGUUUUUGGACUUUCAUGGCGUCAAGAGAAGAUGUCACAGAUUAACGAGUAAGGUUAAGAGUGUGGUGGGUGAGAUCGUGGAAGAAAGAAAAACAUGUGAAAAGCUGGUCGGAAAAACUGAUUUUCUGAGCGCUUUGUUAUCGUUGCCGGAAGAAGAAAAAAUAGGUGAAUCAGAUACAGUGGCUAUCUUAUGGGAAAUGUUGUUCCGAGGAACAGACACAGUUGCUAUUCUUCUGGAAUGGAUUAUGGCCAUGAUGGUGGUACACCAAGAUGUUCAGGUGAAAGCCCGCCAAGAGAUUGACACGUGCAUUGGCCAAAACAGUCACGUGCGAGACUCCGACAUUCCGAAUCUCCCUUACCUUCAAGCGAUAGUGAAGGAGGUGCUUCGAUUGCACCCACCGGGCCCGUUGCUUUCAUGGGCUCGUCUCGCAACCCAUGACGUUCACAUUGACAAGGUCUUAAUACCUGCCGGCACAACUGCAAUGGUUAACAUGUGGGCCAUAUCACACGACUCGUCCAUCUGGAAGGACCCGUGGGCCUUCAAGCCCGAACGAUUCAUUGAUGAAGAAGUGUCGAUCAUGGGUUCAGACAUGAGACUUGCACCGUUCGGUGCGGGCCGCAGGGUGUGCCCGGGCAAAACAUUGGGCUUAGCCACUGUUCAUCUGUGGCUCGCAGAGUUUCUUCACCGAUUCGUAUUGGUUCCGGCGCAUGUGGAUCUUUCAGAAUGCCUUAAGCUCUCUAUGGAAAUGAAAAAGCCGUUACAGUUCAAAGUGAUUCCUAGGUACAACACCACUAGCUCUUGAACUCAACUUAGUAAAUCCAUGCACAAUAAAGGAUAUUGUUGUCCAAAAAAAAUGUGUUUUAUUAAGGUGGAGUUGGAAGUUAUGAAACACUGUAUGAAAAAAAAUGAAUAAGUACAGAGUACAAGUUCGAGAUAAACUAACUCGUGAACCGUGUGUUAUCUUAUUUUGAAAGUACAGGAUGUUGUUUUAGUAAUAUCAAAACUCACCCAAUCACUCACCGGAUGAAGGUUUUGGUAGAUCUCUAGUUGAAUCACACCAACCACCCCAUAUGUGUAAUGAAAAAAUAUGUAUGUAUAUAUUAUUCUGUGUCGUUGUUUAAUAACAAUAAA
Molecule: messenger RNA, 1945 nt
Organism: Vigna unguiculata (cowpea)
Lineage: Eukaryota; Viridiplantae; Streptophyta; Magnoliopsida; Fabales; Fabaceae
Product: cytochrome P450 78A5-like
Molecular function (GO): iron ion binding; heme binding; oxidoreductase activity, acting on paired donors, with incorporation or reduction of molecular oxygen
Source: RefSeq, a predicted model, not a curated record